AGAGCAUAUGCAGCAUUUGCAGGAGGUGUUCGCCUUGGCGAAAACGGAGCUGAAGAUGAGCUCGGCAUAUCAUCCCCAGACAGAUGGGCAGACUGAGGUGGUGAACAAGAUACUGGAGCAGUACCUGCGGUGUUUUGCUCACCAGCAGCCGCGCCGUUGGCUCGCUAUGCUGCCCUGGGCGGAGCUGUGGUAUAAUACCACAUACCAUCGAUCUAUC
This is a messenger RNA of Linum tenue, 217 nucleotides long. NCBI's taxonomy places the organism in Eukaryota, Viridiplantae, Streptophyta, Magnoliopsida, Malpighiales, Linaceae. The record is from the annotation of a GenBank genome assembly.